AUGCUUAAGCGCCAGCAAGACGGCCACAAGAUCACUGUAAAUUUGCACAAACUCGAACUUUGCAAAGGCAUCCCCGAGGUGCUCGAGGCGAUGGAGUAUCUGCUCCCAGACUACGGUGGAAAAGUCGUGCUAUAUGCUACUGUGGGUGAUGCCGGACGCACAGCAUCAUUACAGUACCGAAUGCAUAGUCGUCAGACUAACGAGCUUGUUGGUUGGCGUGGUCAUGUGUCGAAUCAAGAAGUAUGUGACGAUUUGGCCGUAGCGGCUAAACAAAGACCGAGCUAUAAGCCUUAUCCUGGAGGCAGCAACUGCUACACGUGCACGGCAGGCAUAAAAUUAGUCGCGCACAGUAUUACCUGGAUGAUCCUGAUGAAAUUUUGCGCGUGCUAA
Molecule: messenger RNA, 390 nt
Organism: Peronospora belbahrii
Lineage: Eukaryota; Oomycota; Peronosporomycetes; Peronosporales; Peronosporaceae
Source: the annotation of a GenBank genome assembly